Molecule: messenger RNA, 1716 nt
Organism: Aspergillus bombycis
Lineage: Eukaryota; Fungi; Ascomycota; Eurotiomycetes; Eurotiales; Aspergillaceae
Exons: 2
Coding region: 1-1716 (571 amino acids)
Source: RefSeq, a predicted model, not a curated record
AUGGGACAGCAAUGCCCUGGCUAUCGAGACCCCACGAGCCUUCUCUUUCGAGACGAGAGCAGCCAGAUUGGCGACAAAGUGCGGGCAAGAAUCACGAAACGUGACACUUCUCGUGCGCGUACUCCGGGUUCGGUAGCUGGACUGCAGAGUGCAGGAUCACAAGUGCAACUAGAGCAGGGGUUACUUACUGAGGACCCUCUACUCACUUACCAUAGUCAGCACCUCGUGGGAAGCAAUGCUCUGCAAGUGAAUAACACCAUUCUGGAUGCUAACAAUGUGAGUACGGACGCGCUGGAGCGCAGUACAUCCUCGUUCUGGCCCGGGGUGGGGAGCGAGAAUGUAGCCAACGGCGAGGAAGACAGGAAGGAAGACUCUGAUGAUCAGAGGACGAUUCCCCGACCAUUUACCCUGCCACUCGAUAUGAUCGGGUUGAACUAUUUCCUAGCAAACUAUGUCGUGCGACAAUCUCCACCCUCAUCUGGUUUUCUCGACUACGUACCCAGAAUUCUUACAUUAGACGAUGACAAUGAGAUACUGCAGGGUGCCAUUCUAGCCGUGGGCUUGGCUGGAUUGGCCCAUAGCACCCGUCAGGCCGAUCUACGACGUAGGUCAAGGGCCAUGUAUACGAGAACUAUCAAACGAAUGAACCAAGCUCUAUCAGACCCGCCGACGGCACGUCGGCAUAGCACGAUCGUCACGGUUCUGAUUUUAUCCCUCUAUGAAUUCGGCGAAUCGUCGCUUAAUGGAUGGGAUCGGCAUAUCCAGGGCGCGACCUCACUGCUAGAGCUGCGGGGCAAGACCCAAUUUACCACUCCCAUUGGCCUCCAGAUAUUCAAGGACAUCUUCAGUCAUCUCUUGAUAAAUUGUCUGCGCAUGGGGAGUGCAAUCCCCGCACCCCUCCGUAUGAUUCGCGCCGAGGCUUCCAAAGCAAUUAGUGCAUCCGACCCCUACUGGGUUGCCAGUAGUGGCCUCGUGGACAUCAUGGAUCUCUAUUCCCAGAUAUCCCCAGGAGGCUAUGAUUUUAUCCAGGGUAGCGAAGUCAACAACAGUGGAGUUAGCACCGCAGAACGGCAGUUGCCUAUCGACGAGCUAGAGCGGUACCUAUCCCAGGCUCUGGAUAUUGACCACCGCCUCGAGAGCCGAUUCUCGGAAUGUUCACCUGAGUGGCAGUUCACUGUCGUGCAACUCGCUAGUCCGGACCCUGCCAGGGUCAUGGUGAUGUCUACCAUAGCUGUCACGAUGUCGGGGUCGUCAGCGUUUGGAACGAUAUGCGUACCUGUCGCGUCUUGGCCAACCACGCCAUCUGCCAUCUUCUACUACGGGGAGCCAAGUCGGACCCCAAUCCGCGAUGAUAUCCUGGCCUCCGUGCCCCAGCAGAUGAGCUACUUCCCUUUCCCUGCCCAGGAACAAGUGCAGCCAGUGAACCUGGGGCAGUAUUACAACCAAGCGACGAUAUCAGGCUCCAAACUGUCUGCUCUUUCAACGACAGCUGUCGACAGCUCACUCGGCUUCGAGCAAUCUACGUAUACCGGCGCAGGAGUCGGUGCGUAUUUUGCCAGCUGGAUGCUCUUGCUUGCCGGCUGUAUGCACACCAACUCGGAGGAUACGCGGCAAUGGAUAGUAGCACAGCUACGAUGUAUCAGUCUGCAAUCAGGCCUGGCGCAAGCGACUUCUUUGCCAGUUGCGUUGAAUCAAGUAAAGUCCGGCCGCCGCUGA